Sorex fumeus (smoky shrew) is the source of this 1894-nucleotide messenger RNA. RefSeq names its product PX domain containing 1 (gene PXDC1). The transcript has 5 exons. The record is from RefSeq and is a predicted model, not a curated record. The coding region runs from base 574 to 1269 and encodes 231 amino acids. Gene Ontology annotation, molecular function: phosphatidylinositol binding. NCBI's taxonomy places the organism in Eukaryota, Metazoa, Chordata, Mammalia, Eulipotyphla, Soricidae.
CCCGGGGCGCGCCCUGUCCGCGCGCGGGGGGUCGCUCUGCCCGAGCGGCGCGCGCGGGGCGGCGGCGGGUCGGGGUCCCGAGCGCGCGGCCCCCGCGUCCCCCCGGCCGGGCCGGGCGGGGGGCGGACACGGCCGCACGCCCGGGGCGGGGAAGCGCCUUAUAAAGGGCCGCGGCGCCCGCCCCGCGCACUCGCCCGCAGCCCCGCCGGCCCCGCUCCGGGCGGACGCACGGACCGACCCGGCCCGCCCCGCGCUCCCCGGCCGGACGGUCCCGGCCGCGGACACACUUUGGACUCGUCCGGCUCGGGACAGGCCGCGCGGACCCGGCUCGGACGGACCCGGCUCGGGACAGGCCCGGGCGGACUCGGUUCCGGACAGGCCCGGGAGGACACGGUUCCGGACACGCUUUGGACCUCUGCGGGCAGUGACCGGCCUCGGGAGAACGCGGCUCGGGACAGGCCCGGCCCCGGACACGCUUUGGACCCCUGCGGGCAGUGACCGGCCCGGGAGGACGCGGCUCGGGACGCGCCCCGGCCCCCGGCGGCCCCCGGCGGGCGAUGCGCGCGGCCCGGCAUGGCCUCGGCCGUGUUUGAGGGCACGUCGCUCGCCAACAUGUUCGUGCGCGGCUGCUGGGUCAACGGCGUCCGCCGGCUGGUGGUGAACCGGCGCGGGCACGAGGAGGAGUUCUUCGAGAUCCGCACCGAGUGGUCGGACCGCAGCGUCCUCUACCUGCACCGCAGCCUCGCCGACCUGCGCCGCCUGUGCCAGCGCCUCCGCGACGCCUUCCCCGACGGCCGGCCCGAGCUGGCGCGCGCGCCGCUGCGCCAAGGUCUGCUGGCCAUCAGGGAUGCCCAGGACAUGGAGUCGCGGCUGAACGAGGUGGAGAAGCUGCUGGCCACCAUCGUGGGCAUGCCAUGCAAGUACUCCAGGUCGGAGGUGGUGCUCACCUUCUUCGAGCGCUCGCCCCUGGACCAGCUGCUCCGGGAUGACUCGGUGCGCAGCAUCCAGCCCAGCUUCCAGAGCCCCGGCAGGAUCUCAGAGAUCAUGAGGUCCAACGGGUUCUGUCUAGCAAACACGGAGACGAUCGUCAUUGACCCCAGUUUACCGAACGGGAAGGACCAGCACCGGGGCCCGGAGCCGGCCGAGUGCUUGUUUGAGAGCGACGGCGACUGCCCCCUGGAGCUGGAGGACGGUGACGACCCCGCCACCUACGUCACCAACUUGUCUUACUACCACCUGGUGCCCUUUGAGACGGACAUCCUGGACUGAAUGUCCCUCGGGCCUGCCCUCUCCGCCGGGCCCCUCAGCCCUGCUGGUGUCCACUGGCACCCCGGGGACGGGGCGGGGGCACAGAGGGGCCUCUGCAGCUUCUCUGCCCGUGCGCAGGCCCUUCCCGCCCCCACGGGCCGCAUAGCCAGGCGGGGACAAGGCCAGUGUGUCAUGUGAGACACCGCGCUCUGGGCACGUGCAGUGACUCGGGGCAUCCCUGGGGCCGGGCCCCGGGGCUCUCGUUUCUGUUUCUCAUGUUCUGUCUGGGAACUGGGCCUGGGGCCAGCCAGAGGGAAGGAGGAAGAGGCCCGGGAGGCACGAGGGUGCCGGACACGUAGGCGUCUGACAGGCGAAACGGUUCCCUCUUUUGGGCCGCUGGGGCCUGGGUCGGGGCUGGUGCCCACUGGAGCCCGGGGGCUGGGGCCCGGGGAGGCCCUCUGCCUGUUGCCUGCUCUCCGCAGGGUCACUGCUGGGCUGUCCUGGCCUCCCCAGGCCUCCCCUGCCCUUGAGGGGCCCAUUGGGCCGCAUUUGCUCCUGUAAAUACUAGUAAGUUAUUGAGAGAAUCCGAAUUCUUUUACACAGUCUGUUUGUAAAUCUAUUUUAAUGGAAUAAAUGUGUUACUCGA